GUCUGGGAAGGGGAAGAAGAAAUGCUGACUGUGUAAAGUGUAAGUCGAUUUGAAGCGAGUGCCCGUCAGGUUGAGUUGUACUGCAGUUGAUAUGGCAUUAGUAGACCUUUUAGAGCCACUCUUUUCGCACUGGCGGACGAUUUUAAUCGCUUCAGCCAUAUUUUUGGUCUAUUUUUACUGGAUUGUGCCAUAUCGGACGAUGAGGGCUAUUUACCCCAAGGGACCCAUUCCGUUGCCCUUUAUCAGUCAUUUGUGGGAUACCGUAAGACACAAGGGACUGAUGCAUCUGCAAAUGGACGAAUAUUGCAAAAAAUACGGCCAAGUUUUCUCUAUGCUUACCAUUGGCAGCAAACCAUGCAUAAUAAUUUCGGACCCAGAAAUGCUGAGGGACAUUUUCGUCAAAGAGUUUAGCUCUUUCGCUGAUCGUCCGGUAUUUUUUAAGCUGCCUGAACCUCUGAGCAGUAUGCUGACACUUGCCACCAAAGACAAGUGGAAACGUAUUCGCAAUACUUUGACACCAGCUUUCAGUGGUCUGAAGAUGAAACAGAUUGUGCCUUUGAUGAACAUCUGUUGUGACAAUUUGAUUGAAAAGCUUGGUGAAUUUGCUGAUAAGGGGGAAAGUAUUGAUAUUAAGAAAAUUCACCAGUGUUUGACAAUGGAUGCUAUUGUUUCUGCUGCAUUUGGUUUUCAAGUGAACUCUCAGAACAAUCCUGAUGACCCUGUCCUGAAAGCAGCCAAGCAAGCAAUGAACCAGUCCACUUCACAGAAAAUUCUGCUGACACUUCUAUCCACAAUACCAUUUGGGGCAAAGAUCAUGGAGAAGACACCAAGCUUGUGGAUGUCAAAUAAUGUUCCUCUCCUGAACAUUACAGAAGAAAUAGUUCAAACUAAAAGAGAGAGCAGUGAAAGCUCUAGUAGUAGGAAGGACAUGCUUGAUUUGAUGCUGGCAGCUUCAGAUGACCCUUCAGUACCAGAAAAAAAGAAGCUCUCUGACAUGGAAGUCAUAGCACAAAGCCUUGUCUUUCUUGCUGCAGGAUAUGAAACUACUAGUACCACUCUAAGUUUUGUUUCCCAUCAUUUAGCUGUAAAUCCUGAAGUUCAGGAUAAACUGCAACAAGAGAUUGACAGUGUUUGGCCAGAUGAAAACCAAAUGUUGUCCUAUGAAACAGUCCAUGAAAUGCCAUACCUAGACAUGGUAUUAGCUGAAGCUUUGAGAAUGUACCCUCCAGGAUUUUUCAUAGUCCGUGUCUGUACAGAAGCGUGUGUCCUGAAAGGAGUCAAGAUACCUGAAGGGUUAAUAGUUAUAAUACCAGUGUACAGCAUUCAUCGUGACCCAUCCAUUUAUCCAGACCCUGAUGAAUUCAAUCCAGAGCGCUUCUCACCUGCAGCCAAACAAUCGCUUAAUCCUUACUCCUACAUGCCUUUUGGUCACGGACCUCACAACUGUAUUGGAAUGAGGUUUGCCCAAAUGGAAAUGAAGAUGGUGCUGGCAAGAAUGUUGAAGAAAUAUCGCUUGGAGGUAGCAGCAGAUACAAAGAUUCCCCCAGAUGUUGCCAUUGCAUCUACAUUGUCAUGUUCUGGUGUAAAUGUUAAAAUAAGUUCACGAAAGACAUAAAUGAAAAAAAUUUUGGAAAACUGCUAGUAGUCUUAUCUUUUUUUUUUUUAAUCUUCAAUGUAUGAUUACACUUGACUUACUUUUUAAAGAAAUGAUGUAGGAUGAAGGUUGCUGUUGUAAGCCUAUUCCAUUACAUUCUUCCUUUUCCAAAUGUAAAAUAAUUAAGAAGAUCAAAGCUACAAUAAAUAUAUACCUCUUACUAACUGAGUUCUAGGUCCAUACUCUAAGUUACAGACCAAGCUUUUUCCACUUGGAAUUAUUGCCCAAGCACAAUGCACAUGGUCCAUAAAUCCAAGGUGAUAACUUAAAGUACCAGAACAAUAUGUAAUAGCAAGUAAGUGAAAUAUAGCUCACUAAAUUGACCAAUCAUGGUGUACAUACUGACAGAGAGAGAAAAUAAAAGCAAUUAUAAUUUC
Molecule: messenger RNA, 2031 nt
Organism: Stylophora pistillata
Lineage: Eukaryota; Metazoa; Cnidaria; Anthozoa; Scleractinia; Pocilloporidae
Product: cytochrome P450 3A30
Molecular function (GO): steroid hydroxylase activity; heme binding; oxidoreductase activity, acting on paired donors, with incorporation or reduction of molecular oxygen
Source: RefSeq, a predicted model, not a curated record